Messenger RNA from Sipha flava (yellow sugarcane aphid), 527 nucleotides. RefSeq lists its product as uncharacterized. NCBI's taxonomy places the organism in Eukaryota, Metazoa, Arthropoda, Insecta, Hemiptera, Aphididae. The transcript has 3 exons. The record is from RefSeq and is a predicted model, not a curated record. Bases 119 to 424 code for a protein of 101 amino acids.
GUUAAUGUAUACUUUCAGAUAAAAAUAAAGGACCUUCAAAUUCAAAUGAUAGACCAAAAUCUCAUCCUCCUCACUUGAAAAGACGAGAAAUUGGUUUAUGGCAUGCUCGUAAACAAGUAUGAGAGAAGAUGAAGAAGUGCUGGAUAUGCUUCGACCUAUAGUGAAAUCACCUUCUCAUUUAAAAGGCCAUGAACUAGAUCUCUGGCAUAAAGAGCAAAAUCGAAUGUGGCAGAAAACAAAAAAAAAAAAAAAGAACAACAAAAAGAAUCAGUUCAUCAAAUUAAGAAUUGAUGGAAUUGUUUACAUAGAAGAAAAAUGUAAUAAAAUAGAAGGAGAAAUGCCAAUUUCUGAUGAAAAUAUUAAAUCUAAGUCUUACACAAUGUCAAAUUCUAAAGUAGAUAUUAAAGAUUACAAUAAGUUCUAAUGGCUUAUUUUAGGAUUUACACAUUUUAUUAAAUAUAUUUUAAUCUUGAAGUUUCAGAGCUCUUAAUCUUGAAAGAUCUUCAAAGAUGAAAAUGCUGAGUAUA